Drosophila serrata is the source of this 2090-nucleotide messenger RNA. Its product is annotated as serine/threonine-protein kinase 32A. The record is from RefSeq and is a predicted model, not a curated record. Lineage: Eukaryota; Metazoa; Arthropoda; Insecta; Diptera; Drosophilidae. Gene Ontology annotation, biological process: protein phosphorylation; G protein-coupled receptor signaling pathway; regulation of signal transduction. Gene Ontology annotation, molecular function: G protein-coupled receptor binding; ATP binding; G protein-coupled receptor kinase activity.
ACAACGCAGUAGCCGGGAGAGGGUGGGGGCAAUAGGAACUGUAAAAAAUUUCCAUAUCACGUUUCCACAUACACACACACACACACGACAGGGGCGAGACAAGCCGAGGACGUGAUGGGAGGGAAUAUGGAGCAGCUGGACGAUCUGAGCCUGUUGCGAAUCCUGGAGCUCCUGGAACUUCCCGACCAGAUUGCCAUGCUUCAAAGCUAUGAGCGCUGCCGCCUACUGCUGGGCAUCAUCUGGCGACGCCGACUGAUAAGGAUAACGCUGAACCUGCUGGAGAGGCCCCUGGACGUAGACGACUUUCAGUUUCUCCUGACAAGUGCCAGUCGGCGCCUAAAGGAGUUGAAAGUCAGCUAUCUUGAUAAAGAGCACUUCGAGGCGCUAGUAGGCUUGAGGUUUCCCAGUCUAUGGCUUCUUCAAGUGGACCCCCUGCCGCCAUUCUACAUGAGUCCAUGUCAGCGCCAUCAGUUGCAGCAGAUUCUCCCGAAGUCCAUAUGGGCAGGCAAUGCACCCGCCAUGGGCUAUAUGCUGCUCCAUCCUAUCAAUUUCGACCACUUUCAAAUUCUGCGCGCCAUAGGCAAGGGCAGCUUUGGCAAGGUCUGCAUCGUCCAAAAGCGCGACAGCGGCAUCCUAUACGCCAUGAAAUAUGUCAGUCGUUCCGCCUGCGAACUGCGUGGAGCCCUUGGCGGGGUCAUCAAGGAGGUGGAGCUGCUAUCCUCCUUAGAGCAUCCGUUUCUCGUCAAUUUGUGGUUCUCGUUCCAGGAUGAGGAGGAUUUAUUCAUGGUCUGCGACCUGUUGACUGGCGGCGACUUAAGAUAUCACUUACAGAACAGGGUGGAGUUCUCCGAGCAGAGUGUGGCCUUAUUAGUGUGCGAGCUGGGCAGUGCCCUGGAGUACCUGCAGACGCAGAGAGUGGUCCACAGGGACAUCAAGCCUGAUAAUAUCCUAUUGGACGAUGCUGGACACGCUCACUUGACUGAUUUUAAUAUUGCAACGAGGUUGCAAAAGGAUGCCCUGGCCUGCAGCAUGUCAGGGACGAAGCCGUAUAUGGCGCCCGAGGUGUUUCUAUGCGCUCUGGACGAAGUGGCCGGUUACAGCUAUCCAGUGGACUGGUGGUCCCUCGGCGUUGUGGCUUAUGAGAUGCGGUGCAACAACCGGCCCUUUGUGGUACACUCAAACACGCCGUUGGCAGAAAUCAAGAACAUACUGAACACGCCCGUGCACUAUCCCCGCUACUGGAGCAGCCAAUUUAUCGAUCUGCUGCAGAAGUUACUCUCGACGUAUCCCGGGGCCAGGAUCAGCACAAAACAGGAGCUGCAUCAAACGCCGCUGCUGCGCAACAUCGACUUCCAGCAGGUGCUCGAUAAAAAGAUAAAGCCACUGUUCAAGCCACCCGAAGACCACCUUAACUGUGAUCCCUGUCUGGAGCUGGAGGAGAUGAUCGUGGAGACGAGACCGUUGCACAAGAAGAAGAAGCGUCUGGCCAAGCAGAGGUCUGCGCAACGCGACAGUGAUCCUGAGACUACCCUGGUCAAGGAAUUCAUCGUCUACAACCGCUACAAGGAGCUCAAGCGCAAGGCCAUGGAGCAGAAGGAAAAUGACUGGCAGCGCGAACUGGAGCUGGCCAUGGCCAACUCUAUAGUCAAUAGCCUGGCGCCCAUUCAGGAGAAGCCCGCCCCUUCCAUUGUUCAGGUGGCAGCGGAAGCGUCCAUGGCAUCCCAAUCGAAAAGCGACAGCAUUGAGUUCAUAGAUCGCACACCGUCACCACAGUCCGCCGGAGCAACCUCCCUAACGGUUAGUCCCAGGAAAGCGAGCAGCAUGCUGGACAAGGCCACAAGCCCCAUUCAGAAGUAAUGUUAUAAUCUCAAACCCAAGAGCGAGCGCCAUGGCACGCAUCAGGUUUCAGAGUGCACAAAAUCCCCCGCCCAUGCACCCAUCCAUCCAUACAGAGAACCAGAACCUAUUUUUCGAGCUCCGCUGAAUUUCAUCUUUGUACGUGUAUAUAUAUAGAUAUAUAUAUGAACACUGAAUAAAAUUUGAUAUCCUUUAGGAUAUUUCAAUUGAGCAACAACUACGACCUAAGCUAA